AUGGCUAGACCCAGGCAGGCCCCACAGCUUCUACUGGCCAUUCUGGUGGCCCUGGUGGCCAUCGCCUACCAAGAAAAGAAGAAAACCUUUAUUAGUGUCCAAGAAGUGCCUGCAUCAGAAGCCUUCGUGGUAACCACCUUGAAGUAUGUGACCAGGGAGUUCAACCAGGAAAGUGAUGACAAGUACAACUUCCGGAUUGUGCGUGUCCUGAAGGUCAAGAGGCUGGUUACCGACCACAUGGAGUACCACGUGAACUUCGAGAUGCGGCGGACCACCUGCCGAAGGCUGGAGGCCAACAACUGCAGCUUUCAGGAAGGGGAGCUUUACAAGCAAAUUGAGUGCUUUUACUCAGUGUUUGUUGUCCCCUGGUUUGAAAAGUACAAAAUUCUGCGCAAAAAUUGCACCAAUGGCUAG
Messenger RNA from Myotis lucifugus (little brown bat), 414 nucleotides. It is a transcript of the gene CST11, whose product is annotated as cystatin 11. The transcript is spliced from 3 exons. NCBI's taxonomy places the organism in Eukaryota, Metazoa, Chordata, Mammalia, Chiroptera, Vespertilionidae. The record is from RefSeq and is a predicted model, not a curated record. Gene Ontology annotation, biological process: defense response to Gram-negative bacterium. Gene Ontology annotation, molecular function: cysteine-type endopeptidase inhibitor activity. Gene Ontology annotation, cellular component: cytoplasm; nucleus; sperm flagellum. The coding region runs from base 1 to 414 and encodes 137 amino acids.